CGGAAAUCAAAAUUAUUUGAAGAAAACAAUUUUAUUUAAAGACAUGGAAGACUCUGCUGAAGAUAAAAAAGAUGAAAAAUCUUUAAAUUUCCAUCAAAUGGAAUUGGAUGACAGGAUACUUAAGGCGAUAGCGAAACUUGGAUGGAUGAGACCAACAAUGAUUCAGGAGAAAGCCAUUCCUCUUAUCUUAGAAAAGAAGGAUGUUCUAAUACGAGCUCGAACAGGAUCGGGAAAAACUGCAUCAUUCUCAAUUCCAAUAAUUCAAAAGAUUUUGAAUUCAAAGGAAUCUGCAAAGGAACAGACAACAACAGCAUUGAUCCUCGCACCAAGUAAAGAAUUAUGCCAACAAAGUCGGAAGGUUAUAGAAGGUUUAACAAUAAAAUGCAGUAAAAUCAUUCGAUGCAUUGACUUAACAGCAAAAGGAGAUCCAACGACACAAAAGCACAGCCUUGCUCAACGACCUGACAUCGUCAUAUCAACUCCAGCUCGAAUUCUUUCACAUCUUGUUCAAAAAAAUAUUGACAUAAAGGAAAGUUUAGAAACAAUGGUGAUUGAUGAAGCUGAUUUAAUGUUUUCCUUUGGAUUUGAGAACGAUUUGAAAAAUGUUUUGGAUUAUAUGCCAGCAGCUUAUCAGUCAAUUUUAGCAUCGGCUACUUUAAGUGACGAAGUGAUGGAUCUCAAAAAAAUUGUUCUCCACAAUCCAGUUGUUUUGAAACUUGAAGAACCUGAACUUCCACCAAUCACUCAGUUAUCUCAUUAUCAUCUUCCAGCGGAAGAAAACGACAAAGCUGCGAUUCUUUACACACUCUUCAAGCUUCAUCUUAUAAAGGGAAAAUCGAUUAUCUUUGUGAAUACAGUUGACAAAGGAUACAAAUUAAAGCUCUUCUUAUGGCAGUUUAAAAUAAGAUCAUGCGUCUUAAAUUCUGAGCUUCCAGCAAAAAUCAGAAUUCAUACAGUUCAUCAAUUUAAUCAAGGACUUUAUGACAUUAUAAUUGCAUCUGAUGAGAGAUCACUUCUGAAACCAGGAGAACAACUAACAAAAUCAUCUAAAACUGUUAAAACAAAAGUUAAAAAGGGACAAGACAGUGAAUCGGGAGUUGCUCGUGGAAUUGAUUUUCGUUGUGUUUCAAAUGUUAUAAAUUUUGAUUUUCCUUUGGAUAUCAAUUCAUACAUUCAUCGAGCAGGUCGAACAGCUCGUGGAAAUAACUCUGGAAAUGUUUUAUCCUUUGUGUCCCUUUCUGAAAAUGAUUUGAUGAAUUUAGUUGAAGAACAUUUGUUGGCAAGUUAUCCUGGUGAAGAAAUGAUUAUGAAGAAACACCAGUUUAAACUUGAAGAAGUGGAACCGUUCAGAUAUCGAGCACAAGAUGGAUGGCGAGCAAUAACUAAGAAUGCGGUUAAGGAAGCAAGACUCAGAGAGAUUAAAGCUGAAAUGUACAACUCGGAAAAGUUGAAAACAUUUUUUGAAAAUAAUCCACAUGACUUGCAAGUGCUUCGACACGAUAAACCAAUUAAUGUCGUUAAAGUUCCAGAACAUUUAGCUGAAGUUCCGGAAUACAUUAUACCAGCACCUUUAAGAAACAUGGUUGGAAUUGUCACUAAAAAACGAAAACAUCAGCAAAGUGUCAGUAAAACAAAACUUAAAUAUCAGCAAAAAGCUGACAAUCCAUUAGCUGUUGCUGAAAUCGAUUACGCAAAGAAACAGAAGAAAUUUUAA
Molecule: messenger RNA, 1714 nt
Organism: Clunio marinus
Lineage: Eukaryota; Metazoa; Arthropoda; Insecta; Diptera; Chironomidae
Source: the annotation of a GenBank genome assembly